UGGCGGUCCAACGUUUGAGAACAGUCAUCUGAUUGGUUUUUCAUGUGAUAAACGCGCUCUUUUGAACGUCCCUCAAAUGCUGGGUGCUGGUUGGCUUGUUGGGUUUGCCCUAACAAAAUUAAGGAUUCUGAAUUUGACUUCGUCGUGUACGAAGGUUGCGGGUGCAAAUGAAAUUUCGAUCUUUAGAUCGUCACCAGCUACAAGAUUAACUAGUCAUGUUAGCAAAGCUAUGACUACUAAAUCUUCAAAGCCUCCGAACAUCCUUAUAUAUACUGGAAAUUCGGACACAGAAGGCAGGAGGUUCACUGAAGUUAAGAAGGCACUGUCACAAGUGAUAAAUCUGCAUAGCUACGUAAUGUACAGGAUUUAUGAACAACAGAUCACCACCCAUCCAUGGGUCGAAAACACUGCCCUUUUGGUUCUUGGAAAUAGUGACUCAAUGUCAUCAAAAGUUCGACAAGUGUUUGUGAAGUAUCUUGAAAGUGGAGGACAGAUUCUAAGCUUGUGCAGUCCAUUUAUGUGUCAAGUUGUCAAAAAGCCCCUGGAUAAACACCUGAAGCCUUUCAUUGGAUCCUUUCGAGUAAAUCAAGAGGUGCUCCCUGAUGCAAUACAGGAUUUCUCUGCACUUUGUCAGCCAUAUUAUUUUGAAGGAGAGAAAGCAAAGAUUGUUGCAGAAGAGGAAACUUCAAGAAAACCAGUUGUCAUUCAGAUCUCUGAAGGUUCUGGUAAUGCUCUGUUUAGCCUUGUUCAUUUUGAGUCAUUCACUGAUUAUGGAAAAUUACAUGGUCAAGAGCAAGAUGCCGGAAGGAAGAUGCUAGUGCAUAUUCUAAAACUAUUAGGAAUUAGCUGUCAGCCUCUGGAAGUGCCAGAACUGACCCCACUAUACCUUCUUGCAAAUGAGCAGGAUAAAAAAAGACUUAUGCAGUCUUUAAGAUCAUCACUGGAGGAAGGUAUCUGUAAAGGAAACCAGCUGUCACUGCACUUUGGGGCAAGUGAUGAAAUGUAUAUUCCAAAUGCUACAGAGGAGAAAUUACCUGUUAUUUGUCAAGGGGAAAACUCCAAGGCUGUUACUUUUAAUUGGAGCACCUACCAGAAAUGCUUAAGUACUAAAGUUUUGGGAAAAGUGGUCUUGUACACUGAUAUAAUCACAUCCACACAAACAGUCUUUGAUGGGAAUUAUACCUUUACUUCAAAUAUCCCUGAGGAUCUGGGGAUAGUUGUUAUUGCAGGACAACAAGUGAAAGGCCAGGGCCGAGGUGGAAACGUGUGGCUGUCUCCAUCUGGUUGCUUAAUGUUUUCCCUUCAUGUUAGAAUUCCAUUUGCAUCCAACCUUGGCAGAAGACUACCCUAUCUACAGCACAUUGCUUCAUUGGCUGCUGUGGAAGCAAUCACAUCUCAACCAGGAUAUGAAGAUAUCAACAUCCGCCUCAAGUGGCCAAAUGAUGUUUAUUAUGGUCAAAAGAUUAAAAUUGGAGGUGUUAUUGUGACAUCAUCAGCAAAAGAUAACAUUCUAAGUGCUGUGAUGGGUAUGGGAAUUAAUAUCAGCAACACAAAGCCUACCAUCAGUGUAAAUGAAAUUAUUUCUCUGCAUAAUAGUGAACAUGGGACUAACCUUAAACAGCUGACAACGGAAGAGAUGUUGGCAAGAACAGUCAAUAAAAUAGAAACCCUUUUUGAGGACUUUCAGGAAAAUGGUUCUGCACCAUUUUUGAAAAAAUACUACAACCGCUGGCUUCAUAGUGAAGUGACUGUUAACCUGUCAGCGAAUGAAGACAAGAAGGAAGUGGUGAUAAAAGGACUCGAUGAAUUUGGUUUCCUAUUGGUGCAAACCAAGUCUGGCGAAUCAUUAUCAGUACAGCCAGAUGGAAACACUUUUGACAUGCUGAAAAAUCUAAUUGCGAUAAAAAAUAGCUAGCAACAUAAAAUUUAAUGAACUCUAGGUUUUUACU
Messenger RNA from Stylophora pistillata, 1949 nucleotides. Its product is annotated as biotin--protein ligase. NCBI's taxonomy places the organism in Eukaryota, Metazoa, Cnidaria, Anthozoa, Scleractinia, Pocilloporidae. The record is from RefSeq and is a predicted model, not a curated record. Gene Ontology annotation, molecular function: biotin--[biotin carboxyl-carrier protein] ligase activity. Gene Ontology annotation, cellular component: cytoplasm. Gene Ontology annotation, biological process: protein modification process.